AUGUCCUUGUUGGGAUGGCUCUCCCUUGCAACUCCCUUGCUCUCGAGAUCCUUGAUGUUCCUCAGGCCAAUGCUCCAACUGCCACCACUUGCUAUGUGGCUCAAUUGCUCAAGCCCUAUGCCCAAGUUCAUGAUGUCUGGAUUUGACAGGUCUCUUACCAUGAUGACCCCACUCCCCUGGCUGAUACUAAUGUAUACAUUGCCCUCAUCACCACUCCAGCAGGAGACAAAGGAGGCAUUGAUCCCAUUUGGCUUCAUGCCAUUCCCAGUUACAUAUGGAUCCUCACCAACAACUGCAAGCUCAGCUAUGUCAGACAUUUACAAUGGUGCUCAUCUUGCAAGAGCCAAGUGA
Ustilago hordei is the source of this 351-nucleotide messenger RNA. RefSeq lists its product as uncharacterized. The record is from RefSeq and is a predicted model, not a curated record. The coding region runs from base 1 to 351 and encodes 116 amino acids. The transcript has a single exon. Lineage: Eukaryota; Fungi; Basidiomycota; Ustilaginomycetes; Ustilaginales; Ustilaginaceae.